AUGCCCAAGGAGCGGCCGCUCUGGCGGGGCCCGGCUUUCCGCCUCUGCCUGCUCUCCGCGGCGCUCUUCCUCUGCCUCCAGCUGGGCAUGAGGCGAUCCUGGUGUCCGGAGGAGAAGCCCCGGGAGCGGGCGGUGGCGGCGGGGCGGGCGCCCCCCCCGCCCCGCGGCGCGGAGCAGCGCCCGGGCGCGGCGGCGGCGCUGGGGGGCAGGCGGCGGGUCACCUACGUGCGGAGCGGGCGGCGGGGGAGCGCCGCGCCCGCCUGCUGCGCCCUGCAGCCCCCGGGCGGCCGCCGCAGGAAGACUGUAAGAUGGCACGUUGAACUACAACCAUGGGCAAGUCCAACUCCUUCCCUCAACUACGAGGCAUUGAGGUUCCUAAAGUAUAUUAGCACUUCUCAGAUUUCAUGUGAACAUAUGAACCUGAACAGCCUGAAAGGGUACUCUGAAACCUCAAAAAAGCCCUGGUCGAUCUGUCUUGAUGAGAGGUUUAGCCUCAUUCACCGAAUCAGAAGCAAGCAAUGCCGUCUGUAUUCACUUGGGCUAGGCAGUGAUGACAACCAGUUUGAGGUCGGCAUGGCCAACAGUGGGUGUGAGGUGCAUCGCUUUGACCCCAGCAUCAAGUCGGCGCACAUUCAGGAGGGUCGGCACCUCUGGUACCAUCGCCUGUCCAUUGACUGGAGGGAUCCCAAUCCAGCCAUUGCUGCUCACAAGCUUCACAGCAACACAAAGAAGCUGGGCACAAUAUUGAAUGAAUUUGGACAUCAGAAGAUUGAUGUCCUCAAGGCAGAUGUGGAGAGUGCUGAGUGGAAAAUUUUGGAAAACCUGAUCCUGGAAGAUGUUGUUGAGCAGAUAGGACAGCUGGUCUUUGAGGUGCACAUCCACUGGCCUGGAUUUGAAGUUAGCGGCAAUGACAGCACGGUGGUGCGGUACUGGUACAGUCUGCUCCGAGAACUGGAGCUGAAGGACUUCAGGCUUUUCUAUACCUACAAAGACUUAUCAAAACCACAGAUGUUCCUGAAAAAGAAAGCCUUCAACGCCAGUAGCUGUUACACACUGAGCUGGGUAAAUACAAGAUGGAAAUAGCAGAAAGGAAUUUAUGAUGUGUGACUGCGAGGCAUCUGGCCCUGGAGCAUUACUGAAGAGGACUUUGGCAUCACUGGCUUAGGUUGCUAAAUUUGUACAUGGUGACUGCUAACAAAAUGGCCUGGCUUUUUUAUUUAUAUGUUGUCAAAAGACCUGGCACUAGGAGAAGAUACAUGGUGCAGAUCUGUGUAGCAACAUAUUUGCCAGUGGGUACACUGUCUCAGAGGACAGAGGUUUCUGUAAAGGUUUGCCUGGGCAAGCUAACAGCAAGGCUUUUCCAGGCUGCCCCAUGCUUGAGCAUGCCAGCAAGGCAGGGCUGUCCUGGGAAGCUGUGCUGGUUCAGCUGUGCCAGCCCUUGGGCAGGAGAGUGCUUCUGAGGAGGUGCCUUUCUAAGAAACGGUCAAGUGUUACUUCUCUGUAAAGCAAUUGUCUUUGAUUUGCACCUUCUUUACUUUGGCUUUGUUUCCUAUGGAACAAAUUUUAGUCAAGAACAGUAUGUUCUUGAACCCGCUGGCAAAUUUCAGCUGAAUUGGGCAGAGGCAGAAUUCACCACCAAACUAAACUUCUACCUAUUUCGUUGAGCAGCUUCUGGGUGCUCUGACUUUGGGUCUUUAAGCUAGUCUGGCUGCAUGAAGCGAGUUCAACGCUUCUGACACAGGAGACGGUGGGACAGAGACACUCAGCUGCUGGAAAAGCUGCUGCCAGUGCUCUCCCUCCUCACCCUCCAUAGUCUUCAGCCACAGAAGAAAGGGCUUCCCUAGUUCAUCUGCUCAAAAACCAGCUUGAUUUAAAUUAGUCAUGCAAUGGCUGCAGUGAAUGGCUUUUCAUCUAGCCAAGAUACUUACGUAAAAGAGAUGAAAGUGAAACCUGGUCUUUUUGUUUGUUUCUUUUGAACCAUUUGCUGAUGCCUUCUCCAGUGCUGUGCCUGAACACCUGCACCUCCUCAGCACCUUGCUGGCCCAGCUGCCUGUCCCUGGCACAAAGAGGCCAGACCCUGGAUCUGCACCGAUGCUGGCAGAGGUGGUGACUCAGUCAGGUGCCCUGGUCUGCUGCUGUGCUGGGGCUCUGCAGGCUGGGAUGUGGAUUGUCUGCAGUGCACCCCCAAGGAGCCAGCCUUUGGCAUUUCCUGGGGAGCUAAGGAAUGGGGGGAGCUAAAAAAUAUAUAGCAGAUUGGGGUUUUUCUUAUUUUUAAAAGAAUUUUGACAUUAAACUUUGCAUUAAAAUACAAUAUAUCACCACUUGCAUGUCUUUAAUACGUGGCCUUUGUAACUGCCUUUGGUUUCUGACUUCUGCAGGGCUUGGUGUCCCUCCCCUUGGCGUGCCUCAGUCCAGUGUUUUGUUUUCAACAAGUCUCUCCCUCUGUCCCCAUGUAGUUCC
Messenger RNA from Lepidothrix coronata (blue-crowned manakin), 2460 nucleotides. RefSeq names its product methyltransferase like 24 (gene METTL24). The transcript has 5 exons. The record is from RefSeq and is a predicted model, not a curated record. The coding region runs from base 1 to 1083 and encodes 360 amino acids. Lineage: Eukaryota; Metazoa; Chordata; Aves; Passeriformes; Pipridae.